This is a messenger RNA of Linderina pennispora, 3642 nucleotides long. RefSeq lists its product as uncharacterized. The record is from RefSeq and is a predicted model, not a curated record. Bases 55 to 3570 code for a protein of 1171 amino acids. The transcript has 22 exons. Lineage: Eukaryota; Fungi; Kickxellomycota; Kickxellomycetes; Kickxellales; Kickxellaceae. Gene Ontology annotation, biological process: transmembrane transport. Gene Ontology annotation, molecular function: ATP binding; ATPase-coupled transmembrane transporter activity; ATP hydrolysis activity. Gene Ontology annotation, cellular component: membrane.
CUCCUCCUACUUUAAUGAGUUUCCUGUCUUUAUAGACUCUUUAUACGCAAGUCAAUGGCCAAGAGUAUCACAAGCGUCGGUAUCUUAGCGGAUAUAGCACUCCUCGUCUUGGGUGCAACAUCAGCCCUAACCAAAGCUACGCAGCGAUAUGGGCACCAGCGGUCGAUGGUAACAGUCUUUUUGGGCUCUGUCAGUCUCAUGUCUCAACUGCUAUCUACCACUCCCACUCCCACGGUUGGCUCGACUGUCUCGCUCAUGUCCUCCCUCAUGCUAUUUUCAUGGGUGUUUGGUGUUGCAGGUGUUUCAGCAAACAGCCAGGCUAUUGCCCAUGGAGUACGCACUAUGCGCCUGACCAUUGCAGAACCCUCAGAUUGGUCAACUACCAGCAGCAUAGCAGUUCUCUCGCAUCUUGCUCUUGCAUGGGCAUGCCUUGCUCCGGCUACAAAGCGCGCCGUCACCAAUUUCCUGGCAAACACUCUCUUCCUGAACACCUUGUUGUUUAUGUACACAUGCACCAAGCGGGAUCUAGUUCAUUCUGACGUUGAUGACCCGGUGUUUCGCGAACAGACCUUGCGAGAAUACGAGAACCUUCGAAUCAUGAACAAAACCAGGGUGUCGGUGGUGCGCAGACUGAUUUCGUGUGUCUGGAAGGAAAUGCUGCUAGUAUCAGCUGCUGAACUAGCAAUUCUUCUUGGCCUUGGAUUCCAGCACAUACAACAAGGGCGCCUGUUGGUGCUGUACGCAGUUUGGGUAGUGCUGGGAUUUCUCGAAAUCGUACAUUCAUAUUUGAGUAUCGCAAAGCGAGCGAUGGUCAAAAGGACCCAUGCCGUCCUACAGCUCAAGGUCGCCGAGGCAUAUGUAAACCGAAGGCACAACGAAGAGCUUGACAAGGAGUAUGAGGACUUUGGGUCAUGGAGUACGUAUACGGUUUCUUCGAGUGCUCAUACGGUGGUCGAUUUGGCUGCUCGCAUUGUUGCCAUUACGUUCAACCUUUGGAUAAUAUCGUGCUCGAUUGGCUGGCGUGCACUUAUCCCCGUGCUCUUCACCGUUGGAAGCAUGGUAUCCGAACAGCUUGUUGCAAACAGGAUCGCCGAGUUGUUGGAGCUGAGCAAGGCGGAAAGGCAGCCGCACUUUCCGACGGAUGCAACGUCGCUCAUAAGCAACAUGAGGACUGUAAAGUUCUAUGGCUGGGAGCACGUUUUUGACAAUCUGUCAGCAAACGUUGAUCUACCCCACUUCACUCCCCCAUUGCUUUGGAGCACAUUGAGCUAUAUACUCGACAUCAUGAAUACUGCUACUGUGGAACUUUCAACUGCACUGACAUUGCUUUCGUAUCUUCGCUCGGACAUCACAGUAUCCUAUGCAGAGAUCAUGUUGGUUGUAAACACGACCGGGCAGCUCACUACGUGCCUCAGGUUUACUAGCUCUACACUCUCCACGUUUCGCGACACGGUAAAGGCAUUGGGGCAUCUUGCCAGCUUAGUUGCUGAUGACAAACGGGAAUUUCUUGCACACAGUCGAACAUGCAAUACCCUCGCUGUUGAUAUAUGCCAGUGUGAAUUCCAAUGGGAUAAAGGGUCAUUUGCGCUGGCCCCUAUAUCGCUAACCAUAAAGCCAGGAGAGUUUGUGGUGGUUGUGGGAAGAGUCGGUAGUGGAAAGUCGUCAUUACUGUCAGCUUUAUGUGGCGAUAUGCCAAUGAUCAGCGGUCAAGGGCAUAUAUACGGUCGAGUCGGGUAUGUCAGUCAGAAGCCAUGGAUCAUGAACGCGACGUUCCGUGAAAAUGUGUUGUUUGGCCAAGAGUUUGACGAAAAAUUUUACUGGCGCGUUGUUGAGGCAUGUGCGCUGGCUGAUGAUGUUAAACAGUUUCGGGCUCGGGAUCAGACAGAGAUCGGUUCGCGCGGCAUCAAUCUGUCGGGUGGACAGAAGGUGCGAUUGGCACUUGCCCGCGCUAUAUACUCCCGCGCAGACAUAUAUCUAUUCGACGAUAUAUUGGCUGCAGUCGACAGCUGUGUUGAGCGGCAGAUAGUCGAAAGGGUUCUGACUGGGAACGGAAUCAUUAGUGACAAGGCGCGGGUUUUGGUGACACAUGCCGAAUAUCUUUUGCCAUUGGCCAAUAUGGUUGUUAUGCUCGAAAAUGGCAGUGCAUCGAUUAGGAGCCAGGUUCCAGCGACCCUGACCACAGCUGUAUCAGAAACACCGCCAAUGGAGCCAGACAGCGCUGAGGAUGAUGGUACCAAUGGCGACUCCGGGAUCUUCACAAUCAGUCCUGAACUUGAUGUGCCACAGUUUCAGCUAUCGUAUCUGUGGAGAUAUCUUUCAAUGAGUGGAGCUGCUGUAACCGCCAUUCCACUUGUGAUUCUCGUGGUUACAUCAAUCGCUACGCACCGUGUCAACAGCUACCGCCUGGAUAUUCUAUCCGAGUCGGACCAAACCACCAUGGUUGCGUCUCUCCGAUGGUAUCUAGCUAUCCAUGCUGCUCUAUCUAUCGGGAUACAUUGCAGUUACUUAAUUCUGAAGUGGAAAGUGCGACAAAUCACAAGGGAAGCAGUCCGUGAUACCCUUCUGCUGCCGUUGGGAGUGCUUAGCAGGCUAUUUGAUUCAGGCCGCAGCCAGAUGAGCAUUCUACUUCCUGAGUUGCUAAGCAGCAAGCUCUCCACGCUUCUUGACGCACUGUUCAGCAUUGCCAUUAUCGGUCAACGCAUGCCAUUUCUCUAUGUCUUUCUCCUGCCAAUGGCCGUCUUGGGUGAUUUAGCCAGGGAAAAGCUCGAAAAGCUUGGCAGCUCCUUGAACACAAUUGGGUCUCAUUCGAUUAUACUCGAAAUCAUCCAAGGUCGGCAAACAAUGCGCAUAUAUGGAGCGAUCGAUUUGGCAAAUGCCUAUGCGCUAAAUAACGUCAUGAACUCUGUGAUGUAUUGCUGGAGCGCCAUUUACCAAUUUUUCCUCACUAUACUCCUCAUGAGCCUUGACUCCAGCUCUGCUAUGCUGACUAUGUCGGUUUGGAUAUAUACACUAGUCAAUCCAAUAAUCCGUUCCUUGAAGAAGCUUCCUCGUGAGGCACACAGAGUUGUUAAGGGCUCCCGUCCCCCACAAGGUUGGCCAUCGAUCGGCACUUACCUUGACAAAUUGGAUACGCCCUGUGAGAAAGUCGGCAUUAUUGGGCGUACUGGGGCUGGCAAGUCAUCGCUGACCGGCUCUAUCUUUAUCGACGGCAUAGAUAUCUCGACGAUUGGUCUCCAGGAUCUUCAUCCAGCCUUGUUCGAGUUCACCGACGACGAAGGCCAAAUUGAGGAUGCCAUCCUUAGACCAACCUAUGCUCACGUCAAAGAUGAUCGGCGCAGUGGUCCGUGGGUAUCGGAGAAUGGAGGCAAGAACUUUAGCGUCGGUCAGCGUCAGCUUAUCCUGGUUCUCGAUGAGGCGACUGCGAAUCAGGAUUGCACUGUUCUGACUGUUGCGCACCGACUCAGAACUGUUAUGGAUAUCGCCGAAUUUGACACUCCCACGAGUCUAUUGGAACGGGACUCACUUUUCAAGCUUUUUGUCGAAAGUAUGGAGCUCAACAAUAAAUGCUGAGAAUACUCAUUACAUUAGGAUAUACAUGCUAAAUGCAACAACAAAUCCAAAAUAAACAAAUACAGAUACGGC